AUGCUCAGUGUGCCCCUGGGUGUAGAUGUUGCUAUACCGAGUAUAAGGACAGAGCCGCGCGCUGAUGCCAGCUGGCUUGGGCAGUGUGCUCGCGUGCCUGGCGGGACUGCACGGAGGAGACUGUUCUGGCACCGAGCCAGCCAGACACCUCAGAAACAUGGACAAUUUCCUUUUAAACUAAUAGCUUUGGACUUUUGUCAGGUGGAUAAGUUAAACCCUGUGAUUUUCAAGUACUCAAAUGCAAGAAAAAUCUGCAAAGGGAAAGGACCAGUUGCUCUUGGAACCCAGAGUCACCGUGUAAGAUGCCUGGCUGUCCUGAGUGCUAGGCUGUGGGAAAGCCUAAGCUGGCAAUGUGAAAAAGGAAAAAGAGAAGCCCAUCGACCUCUGAAAUGUCCAAGCCUUCAGCCACGGAGAGCUGCACCAGAUGAGGUUCCAGAUGACACAAAGCAGAGGAUGAAGAUUAGAUUCAUCCUCGGGGUGAAAGAUGCGACCGGGAAGCGGCAUUCUUCUCUAACUGAACACGGUGAACAGAUUUUUAUGAUGAAGCGGGGCCAUCAGCACUUAGUUUCCAUCUAUCUCAAGUGUAUUUUAGUUGAACUGUAA
Molecule: messenger RNA, 603 nt
Organism: Fukomys damarensis (Damara mole-rat)
Lineage: Eukaryota; Metazoa; Chordata; Mammalia; Rodentia; Bathyergidae
Exons: 4
Coding region: 1-603 (200 amino acids)
Source: RefSeq, a predicted model, not a curated record